Messenger RNA from Fusarium oxysporum Fo47, 1350 nucleotides. RefSeq names its product cytochrome P450. The transcript is spliced from 2 exons. Bases 1 to 1350 code for a protein of 449 amino acids. Gene Ontology annotation, molecular function: iron ion binding; oxidoreductase activity, acting on paired donors, with incorporation or reduction of molecular oxygen; heme binding. The record is from RefSeq and is a predicted model, not a curated record. NCBI's taxonomy places the organism in Eukaryota, Fungi, Ascomycota, Sordariomycetes, Hypocreales, Nectriaceae.
AUGUGCAUCUUCAACCAUCCCCUUCGAGCUUAUGCUGAUACAAGAACCGGAAUACAGAAGCUGGAGGAACUACACAGGAAGUACGGUCCUAUUGUACGAACUGGUCCGAAUGAGGUAUCAAUCAGUAACUGGAGACACCUGCGCACCAUCUAUCUCAAUACCAAGGGAAUGAUUAAAAACCCAGACUUCUAUGAAGCUGCUACCUUUGUGGGUAAAGACAAUAUUUUCCAGAUGAUAAAUGUCCAACAACAUGCUGCACGAAGAAAGAUGAGUAGUCCCCCAUACUCACUGCAGUCCGUUGCGCUGCUCGAUCCCUUGAUAAAAGGCAAUGCCCAACGUCUCGCGCAACGGCUUAGAAGCGGCACAUCAUCUCCCGUCGAUGCCUACACACUAUGCGGUCUCUUCAGCCUUGAGGUAAUAUGCCAAGCUGGCUUCGCAAAAGACUUCUCCAACGACAUCAAUGGCGCAGCUGCUCUCAAACUACUCCAAGCAAUGGAUGGAAGCGCCCUUACAUUGCUCUUUGACGGCGCCCUUCCUUUUGUAGCCAGAUUUGGCAUCGGUACCAAAUUGCCAGGCGCCAUUGGUGACUCAUAUCGUAAACGAGAGUACUGGCGGGAGAAGUCUUAUGAGAUGGUCGAUCACUUUCUGGAGAAGAGUACGGAUGAUGAGAAGUAUUUGCUUACGCCUCUUGCGACUGGGGUUGAUGGAUACCUGGGGCGCAAACUUACUCAUGAAGAGCUUGUCGAGGAAGCUAUGGGCUAUAUGUUUGCUGGCUCUGGUACUACAUCGUCGACAUUGACAUACUUGCUGUACGAGCUCUCAAAGCCGGAGAACGCCGCUAUUCAGGAGCGAUUGCGCACGGAAGUACUGGCAAUACCUGAUGAUGAUAUUGUGGUCAUCAGAAACAACGCAUACAUCAAUGCAAUCAUCAAAGAGACCUUCCGUGCUCAUCCAACAAUCAUCUCAACCCUACCUCGUCUACUCACCGAGCCUAUGACGCUCGGCCAGUACACUCUCCCAUCAGGCACGGUUGUCGGAAUGCAGAACUGGCUUCACCACCAUGAUGCCUCAGUCUUCCCGGACCCAGAGAGAUUCAUCCCUGAGCGAUGGCUCGCCGAGACUCCGGAGAUGAAAUCUGCUCUCACACCGUUUAGUCUUGGUAAGAGAAAUUGUAUCGGCCAGAAUCUUGCGUGGCAGGAGCUUUAUUGGGCUGUAAGCGAGGUCAUGCGAUCAGGUUUAAGAUUUAGAGUUGCGCAAGAAAUGAAGGAUUGGGAGAUGGAGAUGGAGGAUCGGUUCAAUAUAGCUCCGCGCGGGAGAAGGCUCAUGCUUACUGUUUCGCCGGUCGAUUAG